Molecule: messenger RNA, 1505 nt
Organism: Arvicola amphibius (Eurasian water vole)
Lineage: Eukaryota; Metazoa; Chordata; Mammalia; Rodentia; Cricetidae
Gene: Hoxa2
Product: homeobox A2
Exons: 2
Coding region: 1-1116 (371 amino acids)
Biological process (GO): regulation of DNA-templated transcription
Molecular function (GO): DNA-binding transcription factor activity, RNA polymerase II-specific; DNA binding
Source: RefSeq, a predicted model, not a curated record
AUGAAUUACGAAUUUGAGCGAGAGAUUGGUUUUAUCAAUAGCCAGCCGUCGCUCGCUGAGUGCCUGACAUCUUUUCCCCCUGUCGCUGAUACAUUUCAAAGUUCAUCAAUCAAGACCUCGGCGCUUUCACACUCGACACUGAUUCCUCCUCCUUUUGAGCAGACCAUUCCCAGCCUGAACCCGGGCAGUCACCCUCGCCACGGCGCUGGCGGCCGCCCCAAAUCGAGCCCCGCGGGCAGUCGCGGCAGUCCGGUGCCCGCCGGCGCCCUGCAGCCGCCAGAGUACCCCUGGAUGAAGGAGAAGAAGGCGGCCAAGAAAACCGCGCUGCCGCCCGCCACUGCCGCCUCCACGGGCCCUGCCUGCCUCGGCCACAAAGAAUCCCUGGAAAUAGCUGAUGGCAGCGGCGGGGGAUCCAGGCGCCUGAGAACUGCAUACACCAACACUCAGCUUUUGGAGCUGGAGAAGGAAUUUCAUUUCAACAAGUACCUUUGCAGACCCCGGAGGGUGGAAAUCGCCGCGCUGCUGGAUUUGACUGAGAGACAGGUGAAAGUGUGGUUUCAGAACCGGAGGAUGAAGCACAAGAGGCAGACUCAGUGCAAGGAGAACCAAAACAGCGAAGGGAAAUUUAAAAGCCUGGAGGACUCAGAGAAAGUGGAGGAGGACGAGGAAGAGAAGUCACUCUUUGAACAAGCCCUGAGCGUCUCCGGGGCCCUUCUGGAGAGGGAAGGUUACACUUUUCAGCAAAACGCGCUCUCUCAACAGCAGGCUCCCAAUGGGCACAAUGGCGACUCUCAAACUUUCCCAGUUUCGCCUUUAACCAGCAAUGAGAAAAAUUUGAAACAUUUUCAGCACCAGUCACCCACUGUUCCUAACUGCUUGUCAACAAUGGGCCAGAACUGUGGAGCUGGUCUGAACAAUGACAGUCCCGAGGCCCUCGAGGUCCCCUCUUUGCAGGACUUCAAUGUUUUCUCUACAGAUUCCUGCCUGCAGCUUUCAGAUGCGCUGUCGCCCAGCUUGCCGGGCUCCCUGGACAGUCCCGUAGAUAUUUCAGCUGACAGCUUUGACUUUUUUACAGACACACUCACCACAAUCGACCUACAGCAUCUGAAUUACUAAGAACAUUAAAACAAAACAAAGCGUCCUAACACAAAACCCCUUUGACCAGGUGGUUUUGCCAUCUUUUAUUCCGGGAGUUUAUUUUUUGUUUUAUUUUUCUUCUUGAUCUCCUCCCCCUACUUUCUUAAAUGUUGAGGAUUUUCUGUUUAAUGUUCUCCCCCACUCAGUUUUAAAGCCAUCUCUUACAAAUUAUGUUGGAGUUUUAGUUGUUUUACACCGAACCCAACAAGCUUCUAUGUGAUUUUCCUGAGAACAAAACAUGAGGCCUGCAAGAAAGUGACCAUAAAUUGUCUUGUCACUUUCUUUUUAUUUUUGUAUCACAUUCGGAUGCAUUGUCAUGCAUAUUUUUGGUAGAAUAAAUUCUCCUUUGCUAUAAGUAGCUUUCUUAU